Engraulis encrasicolus (European anchovy) is the source of this 4197-nucleotide messenger RNA. RefSeq names its product protein tyrosine phosphatase non-receptor type 9b (gene ptpn9b). The transcript is spliced from 13 exons. The record is from RefSeq and is a predicted model, not a curated record. Gene Ontology annotation, molecular function: protein tyrosine phosphatase activity. Gene Ontology annotation, biological process: protein dephosphorylation. The coding region runs from base 79 to 2205 and encodes 708 amino acids. NCBI's taxonomy places the organism in Eukaryota, Metazoa, Chordata, Actinopteri, Clupeiformes, Engraulidae.
GGUGGUAAGGCUCAACUUACAGUUUUGAGUUGCUUUGAUUUUUGUGCUGACGGGUCAAUUACUUUUGUUAUCGCCAGCAUGCACGCUGUGGAGGAGUUCCUGACAGAGUUGCAGAGUCGGGAGCAAACACAGAAUGUUGUGCUCGUCUCUGAAAUUACUGCAGUGAAGUUUCUUAUGGCACGCAAGUUUGAUGUGUCCAGAGCCAUUGACCUCUUUCAAGCCUACAAGAAUACAAGAAUAAAGGAAGGAAUUUACAACAUCAAUCCAGAAGAGGAGCCCCUGAGAACAGAGCUGCUGAGUGGGAAGUUCACAGUGCUGCCUGGCCGGGAUUCUAAGGGUGCUGCUCUGGCUUUAUUCACCGCUCGCCUUCAUCGGCCGGAACUCACAACACAUAAGGCUGUGCUGCAGGCCAUCAUCUAUCAACUGGAUAAGGCCAUUGAGAGCAUUCAGACACAGCGGGAUGGUCUAAUAUUCAUCUACGAUAUGACCAAUUCAACCUAUGCUAACUUUGACUAUGAGUUGUGUGUGAAGAUACUCAAUCUACUCAAAGGAGCGUUUCCUGCCCGACUGAAGUGUGUGUUUAUCGUGUCAUCUCCACUGUGGUUCAGAGCACCUUUUGCAGUGCUCCGUCUCUUUGUAAGAGAGAAGCUUCGGGAGAGGGUUUGUACCGUCAAGGCCCAUGAACUGGCCAAUCACAUCCCAGUGUCAUCUCUUCCUGAGCAUCUGGGUGGGACCUUAAAUUAUAGUCAUAUGGCCUGGGUCCAGUCCUGUUUCAAUGCUGGCUCCACCGGUCACGGUAGCGAUGCCAAUGACAACCCAGACUGUGUGGGUAACCUGCUGCGUUCCUACUGGCCAGAGCAGAAUAUUGCCCCUCUGGAUGGGACCAAUGCCAACUUGCCUAACCACCGAAGCCAAGUGAAUCACACCCAGCACUGGAAUGGCUCUGCCCUCCAAGGGCGUGGCCACCACCCUCCUCCACAGUCUGACACACCCCCCGAUACGCCGAUACACCACAUUCACACAGAAAACACAGUUGUCACGGAAACAGAUUGGGCGUCUGACGGACAAAUUCAAGAGGAACAUGGACAAGGUAAUGGACAGGGAAAUGAUGACGAAGAAGAAGACGAAGAAGAACGAGAGGAAGAGGAGGACGGGGUUCCCCCUUUGCCACAGAAGUCCCGUCCUCCUCCACCCUCCCACAGUCCUCCAUCGUUGCCUGUUGAGCUGAUGGAAGUGUCCGUACACAUGCCUGAGCUGGGGGGCAUGACUGUGCAUGAGCUUGUGGCACAUGUGAAGAGGAGCCGCAAGAGGGGUAUUUACCAGGAGUACGAGCAGAUCCGCAAGGAGCCACCCACAGGAACCUUCACUUACUCAAAGAAUCCUUCCAAUCAGAUCAAGAACCGUUACAGUGAUGUCCUUUGUCUGGAUGACUCUCGUGUCAGAUUGACCACCCUCGAUGAGGAGGAGGAUGAGACAUCAGACUACAUUAACGCCAGCUUCAUGGACGGUUACAAAAGGAGCCGAGCCUACAUCGCCACUCAGGGGCCGCUCCCAAAAACAUUUGGUGAUUUCUGGAGAAUGGUGUGGGAGCAAAUGGUCUUAAUAAUCGUCAUGACCACCAGAGUUGUAGAGCGGGGACGUGUAAAGUGUGGGCAGUACUGGCCAAUUGAAGCCGGCCAGACCGAAGACUAUGGAUAUUUCCUGGUGAGGAAUGUACACAUCGAGACUUUCCAGGACUUCAAGUUGUCUCACCUCGAGCUUUACAAUAACCAAACCGGAGAGACGAGGGAUGUCGCUCACUACCUGUAUCUGAGUUGGCCUGAUUUUGGUGUGCCAAAAUCUGCCUCAGCCAUGUUGGACUUCAGGGCUCAGGUGAAGGAAAGGCAAGAGGCGGGAAUCCAAGCACUCGGACCUCACUGGACAGGGCCGCCGGGAGGUCCCCCAAUUGUGGUGCACUGCAGCGCAGGCAUUGGCCGCACAGGUACGUUUUGCACAUUGGACAUCUGUCUGUCUCGUUUGGAAGACAUUGGGACUGUGGACGUGGAGCAGACUGUGCGCCGCAUGCGAACCCAGCGUGCCUACAGCAUCCAGACGUGGGACCAGUACUACUUCUGCUACACAGCAGUCAUUGAGCACGCCCAGAGGACUGGCCUCAUCCCCCCCCUUGAGUGGUCCGAUGCUGAGCUCGAAACGGAUAGCGAGUAAUCCAAGAGAAUGUGAUGAUGAUGGAGGACAGAGUGAGAGUCUAAAGCAAAUGGACUGGCUGACAGGGGGGAGAUGGGAUGAAGACAGCCAUGUCGUCUGGUCUGCCGCCCUACGUCAAGCCUCUCAUGAAAGCUCACUGCCUCUGAGAAAGGAGGAGGGAUGGAGAGGGCGAAGGAGUCAUUGGUCCGGCCGUUUUAAGCCUUUAUUUUAUGUUUGGUUGUGAAGGACUGACCGGAGACCCUGAUGGGAUCUGUGUCAGUGGUGUGUUUUUACCAGUUGUAGCAUUUUAUUUUUAAAAAAUAUGACUUGCACAUGUGGAAUGGCAAACUUGAAAAAUAUUACCCACUUUUUAUUCCCCCCUUUUUUAUCUUUUUUUUUUUUUAGUUACUCUUUUAGUUACCUCGUUUCUGGUCUGUCGUACAUGAUUUGUUCAUGUCACACAGUUGUUUGUGUGACCAUGAGUGAAACUUGAACUCAUUUCUCUGUUGGGACAUUAUGGCUGACUCGGAUCAGUCCUCCUAUGGCUGUUGGCUGUUGUCCUCUGUCUUUUUUGUCUUUCCAGUUUCUGUUUUGUAUUUUGAUCAUCAUAUGUGCAUAUUUAAACUAACCUGAAAGCCAAAGUGAUCACGUGGAAUGCUUGGAUGUACCCUUAAUUACAGUUGUGAGUUAAAACCCAGUGUAUAUUCUUGUAACAUACAUUUAUAUAUUGUGCAUAACAACCUUUGAAACGCCUUGUUUUAAGUAAUAGACUUGACUUUGUUUAAGAAAUAUAGGAAUAUAUGAAUAUAUAUAUAAAUAUAUAAUAUACAAAUAUAUAUGUAUACACACACACACAAUUGUUGGCUAGAGUAUGAGACGUUGAAAAGGUGAUGGUGACCUUGUGUAUUGGUCAGAUCUCCCUAAUUUGAAUCUGUUGUGUGUACACUUGUUUGACGAUACCCGUCCUGAACUCCGCCUUAAAUCAAACAGAAGUCACUGCCUCCCUCGACUGACAAACCCCAACAAAUCCGCUUCAUCCUCCACCUUUUGUUUCUCUCUUUUUCCUUCUCCUGACACUACUACUGUGCAGUGUUGUGGUGAGGUUGACACUGCCUCUGAUGUCUGUGCCUUCCUGCUUGCCAUAGGCGGUGUUGAUCUUUCUUAAGCUCAGGGGAUUUACUCUACUGUUUCAGUGUCAAGCCUUUACCCCAAAACAUUUCAAACGAAAAACCUAUCACAUUUUGUUAUAUUUUAUACAGUAUACUGUAUUAUAUCUUUUUAUUUAUGUCUUUGUAAAGUUUCAGCAGUAUUGAAAAUUGAAUGAAUGUUAGUACGGUACUAAAGAGCAACUCAACCAAUGGAUUUUUGUUUUUGUUUGAUAAGCUAAACAAAUCAAAAGAAGAAAUGUAGAGAAGUCUGGCUGGUGCUGGUUGGCUUUAGACUGAAGUGACUUGUAAUUAUGUGGUUACCUUUUUGACAGAACAAUGGAUUGCCAUCAAAUACAAAGCCCUGCAGUGAUUUUCUGUGAUUUUCUUGUCUCUGUGCCAGAAAAGUUGUGUUUUGAAUGAAAGGGAGAAAGGACAUGAUAGUACAGAGGAGCGCUGAAUGUCAAGUUGCAGUGUUGCACCUGUUUUAGGCUCCUGCCAACCCCACGGUCAUUUUUUACUUUCUCAACUCUUACUGUUGUCAUGGAGCUGAGCCCAUGAUCUCUACUGCAGCCUGCCUGGCCUGAGUGGCUACUGUUUGGCUGCUGCUGCCAAGAGUCAGUGGCCACAGCUUCAGAUUGCUACUGCUGGGAUGGCUUACGGAUCCCAGGAGAGAAAAAAAUGGAGGUAGAACGUACUCAGAGGUCAUGGGUCUCAUUCUCCACAUUUAAUUUGUCUAUGACAAAUGGGAAUGCAACGUGUAUGUUUUUUUUUUUGUUCUGAGCUAAAUGAUAUUGUGAUUGAGUAAUGGCCUUCCCCUGCGUCUGCAUUAGUGUUGCUGUAGUAAAACAUUGAUAUUAUUCACAAA